GCCGGCCUGCCGGCUUGCGGCCGCGGCGGGAUGCGUUCGGUCAGCUAUGUGCAGCGUGUGGCGCUCGACUUCGGCGGCAGCCUGUUCCCGCGAGCCAUCUGCCUGGGGGACGCUGACAACGACACGCUGAAUGAGCUAGUAGUGGGAGACACCAAUGGGAAGCUCUAUAUUUACAAGAAUGACGACAGCAAACCCUGGGCUAUGCGAUCUUGCCAAGGAAUGCUCACGUGUGUUGGUGUGGGAGAUAUAUGCAAUAAAGGAAAGAAUCUUGUGGUGACAGUGAGUGCAGAAGGCUGGUUUCAUCUUUUUGACUUCACUUCUUCAACUUCAAAACACCCAGAUGCUUCAGGCCACCAUGAGUUGGCAGCAGCAGAAGAGCAGAAGCCAGUGUUCAAGCAGCACAUUCCUGCCAACACCAAGGUCAUGCUGAUUAAUGACAUUGAUGGAGAUGGGAAGUGCGAGUUGGUGGUGGGUUACACUGACAGAGUGGUACGUGCCUUCCGCUGGGAGGACUUGUCAGAGAAUUCAGACCACGUAUCUGGGCAGCUGCUCCUGUUGAAGAAAUGGCUGUUAGAAGGUCAGGUGGACAGCCUGUCUGUGAACCCAGGCCCUGAUGGCUCACCAGAGAUGAUGGUGUCUCAGCCAGGCUGUGGUUAUGCCAUUCUGCUGUGCACCUGGGACUCUGAGCAGCAGGCCACAACAGAGGGAAGAGACAACUCUGCCCCAGGCAGCGAAGGCCCUAUUCGAGAUGUUAUUCUGCACCAAACAUCUGGACGGAUUCACAACAAGAAUGUUUCCACUCAUCUAAUUGGUAGCAUUGGACGAGGCUCCUCCGGUGAGAAUAGUGGCUCAGGUCUCUUUGCCCUCUGUACUCUGGAUGGGACAUUGAAACUCAUGGAGGGAGCAGACAAGCUGCUCUGGUCUGUGCAGGUUGAUCACCAGCUGUUUGCUCUGGAAAAGCUGGAUGUUACUGGCAAUGGGCACGAGGAGGUGAUUGCCUGUGCGUGGGAUGGUCAGACAUACAUCAUUGACCACAAUCGGACUGUUGCCAGAUUUCAAGCAGAUGAGAAUGUCAGCGCGUUCUGUGCAGGCCUCUAUGCAUGCAAAGGAGGAAGCAACAGCCCCUGCUUGGUUUAUGUCAGCUUCAAUCAGAAGAUCUACAUCUACUGGGAUGUGCAGCUGGAGAGAAUGGAGUCCACCAACCUGUUGAAAAUCCUGGAUUGUAACCCAGAGUUUGGAAGUCUCCUGAAGCAGCUGGGUGUGGAAAGAAGUGAUGUUUCUGCUGUCAAAAAUCUGAUUCACAAAACACUGUAUUUUCCUGAGAAAUGGCAGCAGAGCAGCACCACUCAGUGUCAGGACCCUGCUGGAAUAGACUCCUCUGCCCACUGCAGUGUCGUCCAGGAUCCCUUAUAACAAGCCACAUGGAGGUUGACAUCUUUAAUACCUGCACAAACUCUUCUGAAACUGGAAUCGGUUAUCUAAUGAAGACGAGAUUGUUCCCGUCUCUGUCAAAGUUUCCACACAGCAAAGGGCGUACAGGCCAGAUUUUGUGGCAGGAUGUGCGUGGUUGUCAGCUUGAGUGAAGGUGGUGGGUUGAUUUGUUUUUAGCUAAGGAAGCUACCAGAACAUUGCUGAGUUCAGGGUCCUGCUUAUUGGCCUUCCGUUGCCAGUUUCCAUGUUCUCUGCUAGCUAAGGCCCUUUACAGGUGACUGAGGAGGAGCACUGGGGACAUAAAUGGAGAGAAUAUCUGAGUUCAGUCUCUGUUUUGGCCUGUUCUUACAACUGCUCUGGUGAUUACUUCUGAGUUCUUAGCAGAAUCACCGUGCAGGAACUGCAGACAGAGGAAUUGAGUUAGGGAGCAGGCAAGGGCUUUCUCUCCCAUCUAGGGGUGUUUUUAAAGUAGACCCAGGCACUGCUUGCCUUUUCUCUGCUGCUGCUCUUCUACCAAGCAGUUUCUCACAGACUACCUCCUGUUCUGAGGAGCUGGAGACGUGUUUGAGAAGAACCACAACUUGCACUAACAAUGUUGUCAAGAGGUAGCAGCUACAGCAAACUCAGCUGUUCUCAAGAGGCGUUGCUUUCUCCGUCUGCUUGGGCAGGGUGAUCCCAGAAAUGGCUGUGGCUUGGCAAAGCAGCUGUGACCUGGGCAGUAAGAGGAAUCUGUCUUAAGCAUGUAUCUGUGGUGUUGAGAGAGCUUGGCCAUUCCAUAAUAAGGAGUGGAAGUGCCACGCUUCCCUCUUAUUGUGGAGAGUGCCAUGCUAUUUUGAGUCCCGCACAACUGAAAGAAGUGGACUGGAGAUAAUGUUCCGCUUGCUGGUAUGCAGUCUGGAAAAGGCUGUCGCUCACACAGGCUGCUUGUAUGCAGAGGCCAAGGCAGGACACCUUUCCACAUGCUGCUUGUGUUUUGCUUUUCACCAUCUCAGCUUGCCCCUUGCUUAACUCUGCUUAUUAGGAUAGGAGCAGCAGGCUGACUGCUGUUUUGCAUCUGUUACCCUUUCUCACUUGUGUGAUGUUUUACUGGACAUGUGUAAUGGAUGUACCUGUUUCUUUGCUCUUACAGCAGCCCAAGAGGGUUGCAUCUGAGUCUGAGCAAAUGGUAACGUUUAAAGAUCCUGCAGGCUAUUGAAAGCCUGCUGUGCUGCACUCUGCAAAAUGUCCAAUGGCAGCCCUAACUGGAAGAACUUUGUGUAGGAGAAAGGAGUGUCUUGUCUUUGGGUCAAAAGGACUGUUGAAGUACCCCAUGUGGUAGAAGGGCAGGAUCUUUACAUUAAGCCUUCUAUUGCAGUUUCCAUCUGUAGAUUAUAUAAGCUUUAUAAAGAACAGCUUCUGUACUCUGAAUUUGAUAGCUGUGAAAGUGGAAGCAUGGAGCAGUGAACUGGUAUGACCUGGUCUGUACCCGCUAACAGUCAUUGCUUCUCAGAUCACUCAUUCUUCUGAGUCUCUAACUACAGUGGAAGUUUCUCUCCGUUUUGAUGACCUCAGUGUGAAGCAUUUUUAUAUGUUCCCCUGUCAUACUAAGUGUGCAACUGGACCCUUCAGGCAGGAGCUCUCAUGUCAUAAUAGUGCUUUUGUAACAGUGGUGUUCAGAGCAGCAGGGUUUGAGGUUGUCAGCUGUGGAGAGCUGAUAUUGCAGGCAACAUCUAGUGAUGGGCUAAGGCAAGGACUCUUGAAGUGUGUCAGCUCUGGACUGUAACCUCAAGGAAUUGUCACCUCUUGUGAUUCUGAGAGGUACAGCCACCCAUCCCAAGGGCAGUCAUUAUUGCUUCUGGCAAAUAACUUAGUGUGACUGCUUGGGCUCUCACCAGUCUCUUAGUCCUUUCCGAAUGAGGAUGAGUCUUGUUGGGGCUACUAACAAUCACAGUAGGUUGGUUUCUUGCUACUUCCAGGUUUCUGUUUCCCAGAUGCUAAAGCUACUCUCUUUCUGAUCACCUCCUCUCUGUUUGGGUGAAGUACCAGUUGCUACUCUUAUUUCCUCUUGUUGGCUGGAAGCAUGUGUCCCUACAGGUGGGGUGAGCAGUUUGGUUUACUGUAUUGUGGCAUACUUUCUGCCUAGCCCUUUUGCUAGGCAAAAAUUUUGCACUUCACAAUUAGUGGAACUGACAUGAAGGGGAACCACAGUCAAGCAGGACUCUGCAGAGCAGUUUCCAGAAGCAUAUAACAGAAAUGACAUUGUAACAAUGUCCAAGACAUUGUUGAAUGUCUUGGCAUAUGCCGUUCUUCUGUCCUGAACACGCUACUUUUCAUCUUAAGUUUGUGUAUUUUCUCGUCCUACUUCCCCCCACACCCCUUUCCUAAUUCUGUGGCUUCUGCCUUUCCCACGGGGGAUAGAAACAGGGUGGUUACAAGCAACAGAAAACAGUGAUGCGUGAUUUUUCAGUCAUGGCUCACACAACCUGGGAUGUGUACUGCUGCACAGCUGAUGGGCUCUUCUGCUCUGUAUGCUUUGACAAAAAACAGAUGAAGUCCUACAACAGCUUGCACCUUUCAUGGUUCUAUUCAGCAUUGUUUGGCUUUGGUGGGGCAGGUGUUCACAGAUGUACUCUCUCCUCAUCCACUUCUGAGACCCCAGAGGUCCCCGCAGUAAUUGCCUGGAGCAUUUUACUUGGCUGAGAGUUGGGCCAGGCUGAGCUAAUCUGAUAGCUGGAUUUUACAGGCUACUGCAGGCUGCUGUAUUGUAAGUCCCUCUCGAGGCCUAAUAGCAAAACAGGAUUGUUUACAGCCAUAACAGAGAACAACUCAAUGUUGCCUGUCAUGCCAAAUAUAAACCUUUAUUAGCAACACAAGUGCAAGGGAUUUUAUGAAUGGUUGUGUGACUGAAACUGUUUUAUGAAAAACAACUUUGCUGUACAGGUCAAGUGAUUUCCGAGGAAGGAGGGUCAAAUUGAUCCACUGUUGGACUGUUAAUUGUUGAGAAGAAACAGGAAAGGGUUAAGGAGGGAGCGAUGACAUUUCCCUAAGAACCAUGUUUAAAAGAAAAUGGGGAAGACCCAAUGCAAAUGAUGGACAGGGCAACCUGUGCAACCCAGCCCUCUUGUUGGCCCAAGGAUAACAUUGCUGUAUGCUGUGCAAGCCCAGGCGUGCUGCAUUGCGGAAAGCAGAGGUGGGAAAAUACAGAUGCUACAGAUCAUCUGUUGCCCAAAACUCUUCUGCAGUUAAAACCAUUUGAGAGGAAAAAUGCUGAUGUUCAAGGGUUUCCCUGUCAGUUUUACAUUGCUUAUGGCACAUAAUAACUUGCAGUUGCUUUUUGCUCCUGUGUCCCUUGUGCACAGACAGAAAUGAAAACUGUCUAUGGAAGAAUUAAUUGGAACUUCUGUGCUGUUCCUUGGUGAAAAGAUUACUUUCCUUUCUUUUUUUCUUCUUUUUUUCAAGUACUGGACUCCAAGUAAUAAACUAGCUACAGUGAGUACUUCUUAGGUCAAUGCUUCAGGCUACUUCAACUGGCAACAAUUGCCUACUUAGGGAAGGAGCAAUGGAAGCUCUGUCUCUGGGACGAUAGUUAUACUUUCAUUGUAACUCAUUGCCUGUUUGUCCUUGCCAGACAACACAAGCACGCAUUUGGAAUUAGAAGUUGUUCCUUCCCACACAGCAGAAAAUGUUGUCUGCUGCAUUUUACUCAGUAGCAGAUUGGCAUACCCACUGGUGCCAGGAAGCUUUAUGACAGGGCAGGAUUUGCAAGACACAAUUGCAUGUUCCAGUGCCAGCACACAGCAAGUGAGGAUUCCAACAGCAUUCUUGGUCAGCGGGGGUAUUUGCAGAUAAAUGAUUCAUGGCUUUGGUUAUGAUGAUGAAUUUACUAGCAAGGAAAUAGAGGGUGUUGCUUUAUUUUCCUGAGACAUAAUAAACCCACUGGCCAUCCCUG
Pezoporus occidentalis (night parrot) is the source of this 5359-nucleotide messenger RNA. It is a transcript of the gene ITFG2, whose product is annotated as integrin alpha FG-GAP repeat containing 2. The coding region runs from base 31 to 1413 and encodes 460 amino acids. NCBI's taxonomy places the organism in Eukaryota, Metazoa, Chordata, Aves, Psittaciformes, Psittacidae. Gene Ontology annotation, molecular function: protein binding. The record is from RefSeq and is a predicted model, not a curated record. Gene Ontology annotation, cellular component: KICSTOR complex. The transcript has 12 exons. Gene Ontology annotation, biological process: regulation of TOR signaling.